AUGCCAGACGGUCCAAAGUCAUUAGAAGGGAAGAAAUACCCCGCCAAAAGCCAUGCUCAUAAUGUACUUUCCCACUUGAAGAAAAAAAACUCUGCUAAAGCACAAGAAGUGUCGUUUUUUAUUAGUGGAGAGGAUUUGGAGUUGUACAAGUAUUGCGACCAAACACGGCCAUUUAGACAAAAUAGGUACUUUUUCUACUUGACUGGAAACAAUAUACCUGGCUCGCACGUGUUGUAUGAAAGUGUGAAGGACAAGUUGACUAUUUAUUUGCCAAAUGUGGACAAGGAGGAUAUCAUGUGGUCUGGUUUACCAUUGUCUAAGGAUGAAGCUGCAAAAAAAUUUGACGCUGACGAAAUCAAAUAUGCUGCUGACAUUAUUAACGAUUUAAAGGGCUUGCUGAGUAAAGCGUGCACCACUGAUAUUAACAAAUUCAACUUGGAAUUCAAAGACUAUUUGGUUGAAAAGGAUGACGAUUUUUUUUAUGCGUUGGAUGAAGCUCGUGCUUUCAAGGAUGAUUAUGAAAUUGAGUUGAUGAGACAUGCAGCCAAGAUCACCGACAAUUGCCACCUCGCCGUUAUGUCUGCUUUGCCUAUUGAGACUAAGGAGACUCAUAUACAUGCAGAAUUUAUGUACCAUGCGUUGCGCCAAGGUUCUAAAAACCAGUCUUAUGAUCCUAUAUGUUGCAGUGGUGAAUCAUGUUCCACGUUGCAUUGGGUGAAAAAUGACGGUGACAUAACUCCCGAUAAACGUUCUGUUUUGAUUGACGCGGGAGCUGAAUGGGAUUGUUAUGCAAGUGAUGUUACUAGGUGUUUCCCAGUAAAUGGUGAGUGGGCAAAGGAACAUUUGGAAAUCUACAAUCUAGUUUUGAAAAUGCAAGAAGAAGUUUACAAACUGAUGAAACCAGGGGUUGAGUGGGAAGAUCUCCAUCUCAAAGCUCACCGGGUAUUAAUUGAAGAAUUUCAACAAUUGGGCAUAUUCAAGAAUGAAUAUUCAGUGGAUGAAGUUUUCAAAUCUAAAGCCAGUGCAAGGUUUUUUCCUCAUGGGUUGGGCCAUAUGUUGGGUAUGGAUACCCAUGACACUGCUGGGUACGCCAAUUAUUCUGACCCGGAUCCUCUUUUAUGUUAUCUUAGGAUUAGAAGAAAGCUUGAACCAAAUAUGGUUGUCACGAAUGAACCAGGGUGCUAUUUCUCCCCAUUUUUGUUGGAGGAGACAUUGAACGAUCCGUUGAAGAGCAAAUACAUCAACAAAGACGUGUUGGACAGAUAUUGGUAUGUGGGUGGUGUUAGAAUCGAGGAUGAUGUUUUGAUCACCAAGGAUGGAUAUGAAAUUUUCACAAAGGUGACAAAGGAUCCCAAGGAGAUUAGUGAAAUUGUAAAGGCGGCUUACGAGAGGGGCGUUAAGAGCUAUCACAAUGUUGUAUAG
This is a messenger RNA of Lodderomyces parapsilosis, 1422 nucleotides long. Its product is annotated as putative Xaa-Pro dipeptidase. The record is from RefSeq and is a predicted model, not a curated record. The transcript has a single exon. Lineage: Eukaryota; Fungi; Ascomycota; Pichiomycetes; Serinales; Debaryomycetaceae. Bases 1 to 1422 code for a protein of 473 amino acids. Gene Ontology annotation, molecular function: metalloaminopeptidase activity; manganese ion binding.